AUGCACAACGAGAGCUUCUCGGAGCCGGGGCCCGCCAACGCGUCGUGCCCGGGGCCCGCGCUGGGCUGCCCCAACGCGUCGAGCCUGCCGCCGCCGCUGCCGCCGCCGCUGGCCGUGGCCGUGCCCGUCGUCUACGCGGUGAUCUGCGCGGUGGGGCUGGCUGGCAACUCCGCAGUGCUGUACGUGCUGCUGCGGGCGCCCCGCACGAAGACCGUCACCAACCUGUUCAUCCUCAACCUGGCCAUCGCCGACGAGCUCUUCACGCUCGUGCUGCCCGUCAACAUCGCCGACUUCCUGCUGCAGCGGUGGCCCUUCGGGGAGCUCAUGUGUAAGCUCAUCGUGGCCAUCGACCAGUACAACACGUUCUCCAGCCUCUACUUCCUCACGGUCAUGAGCGCCGACCGCUACCUGGUGGUGCUGGCCACGGCCGAGUCGCGCCGGGUGGCCGGCCGCACGUACCGCGCGGCGCGCGCCGUGAGCCUGGCCGUGUGGGGGCUCGUGACGCUGGUCGUGCUGCCCUUCGCCGUCUUCGCCCGGCUCGACGACGAGCAGGGCCGGCGCCAGUGCGUGCUGGUCUUCCCGCAGCCCGAGGCCUUCUGGUGGCGGGCAAGCCGCCUCUACACGCUGGUGCUCGGCUUCGCCAUCCCCGUGUCCGCCAUCUGCGUCCUCUACGGCGUCCUGCUGUGCAGGCUGCGCGCCAUGCGGCUGGACAGCCACGCCAAGGCCCUGGACCGCGCGAAGAAGCGGGUGACGCUCUUGGUGGUGGUGAUCCUGGCGGUGUGCCUCCUCUGCUGGACGCCCUACCACCUGAGCACCGUGGUGGCGCUCACCACCGACCUCCCGCAGACGCCGCUCGUCAUCGCGGCCUCCUACUUCAUCACCAGCCUGAGCUACGCCAACAGCUGCCUCAACCCCUUCCUCUACGCCUUCCUGGACGACAGCUUCCGCAGGAGCCUCCGCCAGCUGCUGGCCUGCCGCGCUGCCGCCUGA
Molecule: messenger RNA, 990 nt
Organism: Prionailurus viverrinus (fishing cat)
Lineage: Eukaryota; Metazoa; Chordata; Mammalia; Carnivora; Felidae
Gene: NPBWR1
Product: neuropeptides B and W receptor 1
Exons: 1
Coding region: 1-990 (329 amino acids)
Biological process (GO): neuropeptide signaling pathway
Cellular component (GO): neuron projection; membrane
Molecular function (GO): neuropeptide binding; neuropeptide receptor activity
Source: RefSeq, a predicted model, not a curated record